AUGAACGGAACAGGAGGAUUUGCUUCACCUCAACAGCAACCGCAACAGCAGCCUCAGCCAUACUCGCCUCCGUCUGGCGGCCAGAUCGCGCCUGGAUCUAUCACUUACACAACAUCCACCAGCGCGGAUGGUCAGGUUACAUAUCAUCCCUUCAGCUAUCAGACACCCCAAGGUGUUGUGCAUGGUAUCCAAUGGGUCCCUGCCGAAGCCACACAGAUCUUGCCAGCGGGUGCUCAGCCUGCCAAUGCAGAAUUCGCUGCAUCCUUUAAUCGCGGCCAGCUCAGCAGGGAUGAAGAGAAGGAGCUCGAAAAGUGGAAACGCUCUGAGGAGAAGCGCAAAAAGAAAGAAGAGAAGGCAUCCCUAAAGAACAUCGCGAAACAGAUUGAAAAGGACGAAAUAGAGAUCCGCAUGUCGCGCGAGAGGGAUACUCAUGUCAGAGAACGCAAAAGGAGCUUCUAUGGAGAAGCACCUCCCUCUGGAUACGCGAUGCCGGGGACCGCUGCGUACGGCACCUAUGGCAAUCCCGCAGAUCUUGACCGCAGAUUUGGAGAUCUCGACGUAGUAGAGCGCAAGGAGGUUACCUUUGCUGCGAGACCCAGAAAGAUUUCUCAGAGUGGUCCAGGGGGAUACUCUUCCCCUCCCGCCACCUACAGCAGCCCAACAGGUUAUCCAACAACUGGAGGUGCUAGCCCUUACAACCGUGCAGCCUCCCCUUACAGGCCUGUAGGUAAUUUCGCCACUUCACCAAAUAUGAGGCCGCAAGAAUUCCCCUCCGCGUACCCUGGUGGACCGGAUCCCAUGGCGAGGGCGCCUUCUCCGUAUGGUGCCCGAGCACCCUCUCCUUAUGGUGCUAGAGCGCCUUCUCCUUAUGGGGCUACAGGACCCCCUCCCAGAGCGCCCUCUCCUUAUGGUGCUACAGCGCCUCCUUAUGGUGCCAGAGCGCCCUCUCCUUAUGGUGCCAGAGCGCCCUCUCCUUAUGGUGCCAGAGCGCCCUCCCCUUAUGGUGCCACAGCGCCUACUCCUUACGGUGCCAGAGCGCCCUCUCCUUAUGGCGCCAGAGCACCCUCUCCUUAUGGGGGACCACCCUCUUCUUAUGGUGCUCGAGCGCCUUCUCCAAUGCCGCAGGUGCCCCGUGGUCCUUCUCCAAUGCCGCCGCGUGCACCUUCUCCAUACGCACGCCCCGUAUCCCGUGCACCGUCCCCAUACCAUGGUCAACCGCCAACAUCGACCUAUCCUCCUCCUCAUCGCGCUCCUUCGCCAUUUGUCCCUCCUGGCCAAAUUCAAUCAGUAUACCCCCGUGGGCAUGUCCUUGAAGGCCAGCCUAUCGCGGCCCCUCGGUCGCGAGCACCCUCUCCAAUGCCUGGAUUCCCCUCAUCCCCCCGUAUGCCCAACGCAGGAUUCCCUUCAUCCCCCCGUAUGCCCGGUGCUGCCACAGGAGGAGAAUCACUACAGCUCGCUGCUCCGGAGGCAUUCUCCCGUCCGCCCAAUGCCGCCCAGCCUUACACCCCGUUCAGCGUAAUGAGGAUCCAAGAUAUGGACAAGUUCUACGAUCAGAUUCCUCGCAUGCCACUAGUGCUGGACACUCAUGACGUUUACCACCAGGAUUGGAUCAGAUUCAUGAAUGAUCUUGCUCUUGCGUGGGCUGGCAAGAUGCCCAUCCAUGAGUUCUCCAAGGGGGGGAUUCCUCCAAAGCGUACCUCACUUGUUGCAGAUUUGAUCAAUCUGUGGAACGAUUCAUUCUUCCGUGCCCGUCGCGUUGAGGUGGUCCUCUACAAAGGCCGCGAGCGACGCUCAGGUCCGCACACAGGGACCAUGGACAAAAACCUUCCAAUGCCUGAUCUUGACCUCGACUCUGAUUCAGACUCGUCGGAUUCUUCUUCUUCUCUCUCUUCGGAGUCUGACGACGGGUACUACGGUCGCGGUGGUGAUCUCGCUGAAUCCAAGAGAAGGCGCCGGGAGAAGAAGGAGGAAAAGAAGUGGCGCAAGAAGGAAAAGAAGCUCAGGAAAAGGGUCAAGGAACGCGAGAGGCAGUACGCGUUGUACUUGAACUACAUUGCUCCUCGCGACAUGCCUGUUCCAGGAAAUUACUAUGGUUGA
Molecule: messenger RNA, 2097 nt
Organism: Suillus bovinus
Lineage: Eukaryota; Fungi; Basidiomycota; Agaricomycetes; Boletales; Suillaceae
Exons: 6
Coding region: 1-2097 (698 amino acids)
Source: RefSeq, a predicted model, not a curated record